Molecule: messenger RNA, 2231 nt
Organism: Musa acuminata subsp. malaccensis (wild Malaysian banana)
Lineage: Eukaryota; Viridiplantae; Streptophyta; Magnoliopsida; Zingiberales; Musaceae
Product: pentatricopeptide repeat-containing protein At1g09900-like
Molecular function (GO): mRNA binding; protein binding
Source: RefSeq, a predicted model, not a curated record
CCUUCCCAUCACAAUUCCUCCCCGUCCCCCUCGCCGAUCGCUUCUCCAUGGUCACAUGCAUCUCUUCGACCUCUCUUCCGACUGCGAUCCGAUACGCCACCACAACCCUCGAUCUCUUCAUCGAUGCCAUCCGCCUCCGACCAAGAACUCGAUCCUCCCUCCGCGGCCACAGCACGAACUGCAAUACCGGACACGCCGCCCCCACCGCCGACGCCGCCGACGGCGAGGUCCCUUCUUCCGAUCUCCUUUCCCGCUUUUCCGGUAUCAUGAAACUUUUCCCCAAUCGAAGCCGUGCCUUCUUCCCCGAACCCGGCGCCAAGCCUUUCGAAUCCGAUCCCUUCCACUACAACGUCCUCAUGAAGGCCUUCAGCCGUGCUGGGAGGCCUGAUGAGGUCCUCCGUCUCUUCCGCGAGAUGAAGGAAUCCAAAUGCGAUCCGAAUGUUCUCUGUUACACCACCGUCAUCGAUGCGCUUGUCGCCUCGAACCGGUCGGAGGAAGCAGAGAAGGUGUUCGAGGAAAUGAUCGACUCAGGUGUUACUCCAGAUGCUGCGUCCUUCACGGUUCUGGUGAAAUUCUAUUCCUUUUACCUCAGAAAGUUUGACUCGGCCUGUGAGAUCAUUAGAUGGAUGGUGCGGAGUGGCUGCGAUCCUGAUGUUGUCACCUACUCGACGCUGAUUGCGGGGCUGUGCCGGGCCGGAAUGGUCGAGGAGGCAUGGGGUGUAUUGGAUCAGAUGCUCCAGGGGAAUUGCUCACCUAAUGCCCAUUCCUACGCUCCCUUCCUUCAGGCAUACUGCUCCCAAGGGAAGAUUGAAGCAGCAAUUAGGCUGAUGGAAUCGAUGCGGAGCAUUGGGUGCCCGCCGGAUUCCGUUGCUUAUAAUAUACUUAUCAAUGGGUUUUGCAAGCAUGGGUAUUUCAAUGAGGUUGCAUAUCUUUUAGAAAACUGUGUUUCUGAUGGUUGGGAGCCUGAUGCAGUUACAUAUAACACCUACAUCAGUGGACUUUGUAAGGUGGGCAAGGCAGAAGAUGCUUUCAAGCAGUUAGAGAUGAUGCUUCAGAAGAAGUUGUGCCCUACUGUCGUGACAUUGAACAUUGUACUUGAUAGCAUCUGUCGAGAGUCAACAGUAUGGGAGGGUAACCACCACUUGGAGAGGAGCUUGGAGUUGGGAUUAGAGGUUGAUGUUGUCAGCUACAAUACCAUAAUAAGUAGGCUUUGUGAGAUUGGAAAACUGUCUUGGGUCUUGAAGCUUGUCACUGAUAUGAUAAAAAAGGGCAUAAGUCCAAGCACGGAAACUUUUAACAUCAUGAUUCGUAGCCUAUGUAAAGCAGGAAAAUUUCGGAAGGCAAAGUGCAUCUUUACCAGUAAAGGGUUUGUUGCUGAUACCAUUACAUGCAACAUUCUGAUCCAUGAGUUCUAUAUGGCAGGGAAAAUUGUUGAGCUUCAUAAUCUUUUAUCUGGAGUAGAUAUGGAUAAGAUUAGACCAGAUUCAAUCACCUACAAUACCAUUAUAGACUGCCUUUGUAAGAAAGGAAAAUUUUUGGAGGCCAUCGAUUAUCUUAGAUCUGUUGAAGAUGGGUUUCCAUCAGAGGCAGUUGCACAUCUGGCUUAUUGGUUGGUCAGGGGCAGAAAAAUUGGAAUGGUUCUUGUCAAAGCAGAGAGAUAUACAAGGUCUGUCUUGUUCUAGACAAAAUGCUUGGUAUUGUAUAACUUGCAGUUUGCAGUUGACUCGAUUAAGAUGGUCUUCCUUUGAUGAGGAAUGGAGCAGUGCCACAAUGCAACUUUUGGUUCAUCACCAAGGAUCCAUGGUGCUUGGUUUGAAUGCUUGGGCUGUGCAAGAUCUGCUCAUGCCCUGAAGUGGCAAAUGACAGAGGCAACAAUGACUCGGGCAUUUGUUCAAAUCCAGAUGCAUGAUGCGAUUGGUAACACGGAUGAUGAUCAUGCAUAGUUGAGCAUCCUAUGGUGGUUUUGUAGGUUGUUGAAUGAAAGGGCAUGGAGCACCAGCAAAGGAUCAAGAGCGGUCAAUACUUAAGACGUUGGGCAUGUUUCUCCUUUACAUGCCCGCUAGUUUACAGUUUAUCCUCUGCAACAAAGAAUCAACUUCGCCAAUCAAUUGUAGAUUGAAUGAGUGUGGAUUGUCUCUUGACUUUUUCUGCAAAAUGACUGAAUUCUUUCUCUUACACAUUGGUUGAACUUCGACUGGAUAUAGUGUAGUAACAUCAUAUUCGUCUUGCAA